GCAGUUUGAAGUGGCAGAGAAAAGAAAAAGAAAAAAGGAGUUUUGUUUUUAAUCGCGUUGAUGUGUUGUUGAUAUUUGCUUUCAUCGUGCGAUUUCCGGCGGGUGUGUAAAUACGGUGGGUGCUUACAUAAAAAAGUACGACCGGGUUGGGCUGGUGAACGGAAGCGGACAUCUUCGAACCAGGCACGACGUGAACCUUCCGGCUGACCUUGAACUCGACUCAACCACCCGUGUGUGUGUCGGUAUCAUUUAGAUCGCGAGCGUAGACAGAACGCACCUCACCCCCCGGUUAGCAAGGAUGGCCACGAUGGGACGCAAAUUGUUGAACAACCUGAAAAGCAAAGAGUUCCGGGAGUAUCUGAUGAGCACUCACUUCUGGGGUCCGGUCGCGAACUGGGGCAUCCCUAUUGCGGCGCUCGGUGAUCUGAAGAAAGAUCCUAAGAUUAUUUCCGGCACGAUGACUGGCGCUCUCUGUCUCUACUCGAUGGUUUUUAUGCGCUUCGCCUGGAAGGUGCAGCCGAGAAACUUGCUGCUUUUUGCGUGUCACAUUACUAACACUACCGCGCAAGCUUUGCAGGGCGCUCGGUUCAUCGAGUACCACCAUAUGGGUGGCAAGGAGCGGAUGGAGAAAGCGCAAGCUCAACCAGCAGCCUAAUGCGAACGCACGCUCAAUGCAAACAUACUAACGAACAUCACAACCGAACGCCACUCGAAUUGGGAAUGUGUGUGUUUGAAGGAAGGGGAGAGAGCGGCAGAGAAAGAGAAAGUGUGAUCGUGAAACGAAUCAAACCGAUAUUAGUCUUCUUGGGUGAAAGUGUGUAUGCAACAGUUAACAACAGCAAGUCCUUUACAGCAGCAAAACAAAAUGCACAAAAAAGCAAAGAAUCUUUGAACAAACUGUUCAUCCUACGAUGCGAAACGCCAGCUAGUAGAGAUGGAAAGAUGCUACACUUAUGGUGCUAAAAUGGGGAGAACCAAUCUUACGGCACGAUCGGUAAGAUAGAAUAGAACACUAUACGGGAACAAUGGUACCUGGCGGGAAUAUAUAUAUAAAUAACCAAACGACAUAGGAAAUACAGGUAGAUAAGGGACAGGCCAGUAAGAGACGAUGACACUCCUUUACAACGGCUCUUAUGCGAACAAAAGCCACUGACUCUUCUUCAGUGGUGGGUAGAUGCUUUUUUAUAGAAUAGGUAAAUUUUUAGACACAUUUUGCAAGCAACUUUUACGCACGCAACACAUUUUUAGGCGCACGUUUAACGUUUACAAUCGAAUAAUGUUCGUACGGUAGUAACUAAUUAGUACAGCAAGCAAAGCCGGUAGUAGUCUGUAGUGGCAAUAGUAGUUCGAAAUUUGCACCACCUUAAUCUGAUAGGACGGCGAAAUCAGCUUCCCUAACAAUCUUCCCGACCAAAACCCGCACACCUUUUACCUUAUUGCCUGUAUCUUUCCGUUUCCCGUUCAAGAGGGCGAAAUGCGAGAUAAAAGACAGAUCUUUCAACCCCCCCCCCCCCCCAGAAAGUAAACCAUUUUUUUUCCAUGCGAAAGUGUAUCCUAGAGAGAGUUUGGCAGGAAUUGGCGUUUAAAAAAACAAAACCAACUACUAAGCACAAGGCUGCUGUGGUGUAAACAUGCUAGUGCAGGACUUAGUUUUCUCAAGGAUUUAACAAACAGACAAAAACUGUGGAAUAAUGUGUUCUAUUUUGAGUAGAAGUUGUGUUUUACCAGUGAACCUGUAAGGUGAAUUUUUAUACCAUGUAAAGCGAUAAAGGAGAUCGAGAGAUCGAGAGCGAGAGAUUCUGUUUAUUUGUUGACAAUAAAGCUCUGAAGUAUGUGCAGUCCGA
Messenger RNA from Anopheles coluzzii, 1844 nucleotides. RefSeq names its product mitochondrial pyruvate carrier 1 (gene Mpc1). The record is from RefSeq and is a predicted model, not a curated record. Gene Ontology annotation, cellular component: mitochondrial inner membrane. NCBI's taxonomy places the organism in Eukaryota, Metazoa, Arthropoda, Insecta, Diptera, Culicidae. Gene Ontology annotation, biological process: pyruvate import into mitochondria. The coding region runs from base 299 to 655 and encodes 118 amino acids. The transcript has 3 exons.